GUAAAUUAGGAAAAGGGCAAAACACAAUUAGGAACCGCCAGAAGUAACCUACGAGUCCACGACAGACAAACAACAAUUGGAAUCUGUACGUCCAACCAAGGUGGGGAGCAGCGGACAGCCUCCUCCAGCCUUCUUCUGCCGGCGCUGAGGGUCUCUCCUCAGCCACCGCCGCAACCGCAACCGCCGCAGCAGCAUCAGGAUAAACGACCCCAUCGCAGCCAAAGCGCCAACAGCAACAAGAUGAAGGGAUUAUUCAAGUCCAAGCCCCGAACCCCCGCCGACAUCGUUCGUCAGACCCGGGAUUUACUUGUCUAUGCCCAGCGCGCUCCCGAUCCUCGCGAAAGCAAACGCGAGAAAAAAGGGCCUCUUUUGAGCACCGUUAUUAGCCUCUGUGUCAACUUAGAUGGCACCGUCGCUAGCCGGAAUAUGUUGGCAGUGCUUGCCUGGGUCUUUGCUAGGUGGCUCACGGAGGCCGUGCCGAUGCCAGUUACCUCAAUGUCCCCUCUCUUCCUCUUCCCGCUCUUCGGAAUUGCCUCUGCAGAUGAUGUUGCCCACUCUUACAUGAACGAUGUUAUUGCCCUUGGUUCUUGGAAGCUUUAUUUUGGCUCUCGCCGUUGAGCAUUACAACAUACACAAAAGAUUGGCCUAGAAUGUGAGUCCUCUUUUCGUUGUAGUUUUCUCAUAUUACCCCUAUCAUGUGAUACAUCGUUCACAAAAUAUUAUUAUUGUCAACAAAGCAAACAUAAAUAUAUUUUCGAUAAUAUUAAUGCGUGUCA
Molecule: messenger RNA, 776 nt
Organism: Malus domestica (apple)
Lineage: Eukaryota; Viridiplantae; Streptophyta; Magnoliopsida; Rosales; Rosaceae
Source: RefSeq, a predicted model, not a curated record